This is a messenger RNA of Phasianus colchicus (ring-necked pheasant), 2285 nucleotides long. The record is from RefSeq and is a predicted model, not a curated record. NCBI's taxonomy places the organism in Eukaryota, Metazoa, Chordata, Aves, Galliformes, Phasianidae.
CCUCAGCGCGGGGCAACGGCGCGAUCACGUGGGACAGCGAUCACGUGGCCCGGGGGUGGGUGACAGGAGGGGUCGGGCAGCCCAUAGGGACACCGCGGGGUGGGUGGGGAGCUGCGCGGGUCCUGAUAUGGAUCAGUGAUGUAACAGUAGUGUCGUAAAAACCGAUGAUGUCAUGACAUCUGCUGACGUCGUAUGGAGCAGUGAUGUCAUGCGCCCUCAUUACGUCACGUUGUGGCUGUGUUAAUAAAGGGGGAUUAAUGAAGCCCCGGCGAUUCCCUGUGUGCUCGGGGGGGCGGGUGGAGAGGAGGGCUUAGGUGUUGCCACGGUAACGUGACAGCCCGAAACGGGGCUGUUGUCAUGACAAUGUGCGGCUGUCAUCGGGCUGUUGUCAGGGCUAGAGGCCCGGGGACACCUGGCUGCAAGGGGAGAAUGGGAAGCUUGGGAUAAUGAGCUCCGAGAUAAACGCCCAGCUCCCCAUGACGUCACUCCUCGCUCUCAUUACGUCACAGUCCCCUCGUAUCGCCCUGCGGCCCCCUUUCUCCACAGCGCCGCGCGAGGCUCCUCCCGCCGCACUCAAGAUGGCGCCGCCCCUAGCAGCAGAUCUGCAGAGGAGCACUUCCAGGUGACCGCGGUAGCACUUCCGGCAGCCGCGAUGUCGCCCAGCGUGGCCGAGCAGCUCCUGCAGCGUUUGGAGCGGACGCCGCCGGGUCCCGAGGGCGGCCUGUGCAGCCUGGAAGCGGCCGCCGCGCUCGGUCUCGACCAUCAGACGCUUGUGGGAGCCGUCAAGAGCCUUCAGGCGCUCGGGGAGGUGAUCGAGGCAGAGACACGUGCGACCACACGCUGGGAACUGAGUGCCGAGGGUGAAGAAGUGCUGCGGGAUGGCAGCCCUGAAGUGCGGCUCUUCCACAGCGUCCCCAGCGAAGGGCUGCCCCAAAGUGACGCCAUGGUUAGCACUGUGAUGGGGGGAUGUGGGGGGGGGCUUCGGGAGCACCGCGCAUCUCACACGGCCCUCACCGCUCUCCCCUUCACCCCACAGAAGCUGCCCGGUGCCCAGGUGGGCUUCAGCAAGGCCAUGGCCAACAAAUGGCUGCGCCUCGACAAGGGGGCACCUGGCGGCCCCCGAAUUUUCCGUGCCGUGAGCACAGUGCAGGAUGUGGUGCAGAACAGCCUGCGGCAGGUGCAGGAAGGCAAUGGUGACUCUCUGUCAGAGCGCGAGCGCACGGAUCUGAAGAGAAGGAAACUGCUGCUAGAAGUCACUCUCAAAUCCUACUGGAUCCGCAAGGGCAGCGCCUUCAGCACGGCUGUAGUGCGGCAGGAGACCGACCUGACACCAGAAAUGAUUGCCACGGGCUCCUGGCGGAAGCUCCCCUUCAAAGCCUACAACUUCUCAGCACUGGGGCUACCCCCCACCUGCGGCCACCUGCACCCCCUGCUCAAGGUGCGCUCACAGCUCCGCCAAAUCUUCCUAGAGAUGGGGUUCACAGAGAUGCCCACAGACAACUUUGUGGAGAGCUCCUUCUGGAAUUUUGAUGCUCUCUUCCAACCUCAGCAGCACCCAGCCCGAGACCAGCAUGACACCUUCUUCCUGCAGGACCCUGCUGAAGCUCCUGAGCUGCCCGCCGGCUACAUGGCCAGGGUGAAGAAGGUUCACUCGCAGGGAGGCUACGGUUCACAGGGCUACAAGUACGAGUGGAAGGUGGAGGAAGCAAGGAAGAACCUGCUGCGCACACACACCACGUCUGCCAGCGCCCGUGCGCUGUACCACCUGGCUCGCCAGGGUAAGUUCACUCCUGUAAAAUACUUCUCCAUCGACCGGGUCUUCCGCAAUGAAAGCCUGGACGCCACACACCUCGCUGAGUUCCACCAGGUGGAGGGGGUGGUGGCUGAUCGUGGGCUCACCCUGGGCCACCUGAUGGGCAUCCUUCAGCAGUUCUUCACCAAGCUAGGCAUCAGCAAGCUGCGUUUCAAGCCAGCCUAUAACCCCUACACAGAACCCAGCAUGGAGAUCUUCAGCUACCAUGAGGGGUUGAAGAAAUGGGUAGAGGUGGGGAACUCAGGCGUUUUCCGUCCUGAGUUGCUCUUACCCAUGGGGCUGCCCGAGAGUGUCUCUGUCAUCGCCUGGGGGCUCUCACUGGAGCGCCCCACCAUGAUCAAGUAUGGCAUCAACAACAUCCGGGAGCUGGUGGGGCACCGUGUCAACCUACAGAUGGUCUAUGACAACCCCCUGUGCCGCCUCGAUUCCUGAGUCCUGAGACUGCAGUCUCACAAUAAACUUUCUUUGUGCA